ACUAUGGUAGUGAUUGUCCAAGCGCCAAGGAAAUGGCUAGAAGAAAGUAAUGUCAACUCGUUUAUUGAGAUGUGUUUAACUGGACUGUCAAUGCGGUCCAGAGAUAUUUUUAACGGCGCAGUGAACCCUUACGCACCUGUCAUCCUCAACUAUGGUGGGGUCCGUGCAAAGGUGCACGGAAUGGUUAGCGGAUACUGGAUCCGGAGAGUGGAUCUACCAUUUUCUGAAAUCUUGAAUGAAGAAAACUAUACUGGAUUUAAAAUAUAUUUCCAAGUACCUAAAGAAUGGGUUGAUAACUGCAUCGAUCUGCAGAGAUUAACCGAUUUUAUCGUGUUAGCGGCGGGAGUGAGACGCUAUGGUCUUUUUGGAAACGUAUCAUUUGAUUCGGAUGAGUACUUCUUGGAGCACUUGGGGAUUGUCGUGGAAAUUAAGGAGGUGGGGGAAUGCAAGUUCCUCCUAGAGCGAAGACCUGACAUUCCAAAUCUAUGUGGUGAUGGAUUUGAUUUCGAUAUCAUCAACGCACAGGAAAUCAAUAUUUAUGAUAAGCCUGAAGAAGUCGAAGAAUCGGACACUGAAACUCAUUCGCAAAUGGAAAUAACUUUCCACAAACCAACUCAAGAAGAAGGAGAAAAAGAAGAAGAAAAAGAAGAAGAAGAAGAAGAAGAAGAAGAAGAAGAAGAAGAAGAAGAAGAAGAAGAAGAAGAAGAAGAAGAAGAAGAAGAAGAAGAAGAAGAAGAAGACGAGGUUUUAAGGGCAGUGAAACAAAUUUUAGUAAAACAGCAGGAGGAGCAAGUUGAGGCACAAAAGGGGGAGCAGGUAGUGGAAGGCGAUGUUGUUCCCUAUAUUGACCCUCUGAAUGCUGUUGUUAAAAUUGAGCCGGAAGAACAGCAAGACGAACAAAUGACAGAAUGAUAAAAAGUUUUUUUUAAAAAAAGGUCUUUUUAUAUUCGUUUCA
Leptopilina heterotoma is the source of this 955-nucleotide messenger RNA. Its product is annotated as DDRGK domain-containing protein 1-like. The record is from RefSeq and is a predicted model, not a curated record. The transcript is spliced from 2 exons. Lineage: Eukaryota; Metazoa; Arthropoda; Insecta; Hymenoptera; Figitidae. Bases 4 to 912 code for a protein of 302 amino acids.